AUGGGGUCGUGCCUCUCGGUCUCGGGGGCAUCAUCGGCGUCCACAGAUGAAUGUGAUGAACAAGAAUCGACUCGCACGGCAUUCUCGGAUUAUAGAACCGAAAUGCGGGUCCACAGAGUUCCUGGGAGAUUGUUCUUGAAUGGUUCGUCGCAGGUUGCUUCCUUGUACUGUAGGCAAGGGUGCAAAGGGAUGAACCAGGAUGCGAUGCUUCUGUGGGAGAAUUUCUGUUCAAACCCAGACAGCGUUUUGUGCGGUAUUUUUGAUGGGCACGGACCUUAUGGCCAUUUGAUUGCAAAGAAACUCAGAGAUUCGUUUCCUUUGAAGCUCAUUGAUCAAUGGAAUUCCCCAAGCCCUGACUACACCACCAACCGCUAUCGCAAUCAUUUUAGCACAUUGUCUAAUAACUUCAAACCUGAUACCACUGCCCCAACUAACAUUGCUACGCUCAGAGAAUCUUUUGUCAACGCUUCAAAGAUCAUGGACAGAGAACUCAAACUCAACGACCAAAUUGAUUGCUCCACCAGUGGCUCCACGGCUGUUACCUUGCUGAAGCAGGGCCACGACCUCGUUAUUGCUAAUGUCGGUGACUCCAGAGCUGUACUGGCUACCAGAGAUCGUAAUGGUUCCCUUCUUGCCGUUCAGAUUACCACUGACCUUAAGCCAGAUCUUCCAAGGGAAGCAGAGAGGAUAAGGCUUUGUAAGGGAAGGGUGUUUGGCCUUAAAAAUGAACCUGGGAUUGCUAGAGUGUGGCUGCCCCAUACCAAUUCCCCUGGGCUUGCCAUGUCAAGGGCCUUUGGAGAUUUUUGUCUCAAGGACUUUGGAGUCAUCUCUGUUCCUGAUUUCUCCUAUCACCGCGUCACUCACAGGGAUCAAUUUGUGGUGUUAGCCUCAGAUGGGGUAUGGGAUGUUUUAUCAAACGAAGAAGUUGUGUCCAUUGUGGCAUUUUCUCCACGCCCUACAGCGGCUCGAACACUGGUUGAUGCAGCUGUUCAGGCAUGGAAAACGAAGCUCCCCAGUUCCAAGGUUGAUGAUUGCUCUGCAGUUUGCCUCUUCCUUAAUUGGGAGUCGGACUCCGACGUAAAAUCAUCGCCAUCAUCUAUAAACACAUACCCAUCAAAUGUGGUUCAGCAGUCACCACCACUACUUCGAGUGGAAUCUGAACGACAGUGCCGAUAG
Molecule: messenger RNA, 1176 nt
Organism: Sphenostylis stenocarpa
Lineage: Eukaryota; Viridiplantae; Streptophyta; Magnoliopsida; Fabales; Fabaceae
Source: the annotation of a GenBank genome assembly